UUCCUGGGACAACAGUCUGCGUCCUCAUACCUGUCUCGCUCACUGCUCUGGAAGAGCUGGGACCUGGAGCUGGUGACGCCAGAUAGCCUUGAGAGGGAGUGCAUGGAGGAGAUGUGCACCUACGAGGAGGCCAGGGAGGUGUUUGAGGGAAGGGGGCAGUGAAUGUGGUGGUACCUUUCAUGAAAGUCUGUUGGAAAUUAUGUAUUAUUUACACACAUUAAGAAUACUGUAACCUUGUUCAAUUAAUUGACUAGGAAUUUACUUGGAAUUACAUUUAUAUUUUCCACAGAAUGUAUUUUGGGACACAUAUACCAGCAGUCACUGUAAGACCUUUUUGGGGGGGCUUUUAGUAAAACUAUACUAAGUCUAUGUUGACAUUUACAUUCUCACUACUGUCCUCAUGUUUCUCUAUGGAUGAUGAUUACCUCCUGAGUGGCGCAGUGGUCUAAGGCACUGCUACGCAGUGCUAGCUGUGCCACUAGAGAUCCUGGUUCCUAUCCAGGCUCUGUCGUAGCUGGCCGCGACCGGGAGACCCAUGGGGCGGCGCACAAUUGGUCCAGGGUAGGGGAGGGAAUGGCCGGCAGGGAUGUAGCUCAGUUGGUAGAGCAUGGCGUUUGCAAUGCCAGGGUUGUGGGUUCGAUUCCCACGGGGGGCCAGUAUGAAAAAUAAAAAAAGUAUGUAUGCACUCACUAACUGUAAGUCGCUCUGGAUAAGAGCAUCUGCUAAAUGACUUAAAUGUAAAAUGCUAGCAUUAAUAUAAUGUACAUUGCAAAUGUAUUCAUUGUGUUGGUUCUUUAGACACAGUGCCCAGAGUGGAUGUGUCGGGUCUAGUGGCAGGGAUCUUGGCUACUCUAGUGUCUGCUGUCAUAGCCGCUGGACUGCUACUGUUACAAGAACAAGGCUGGUAGGACGGCAGGCAGGUAAGAUUGAGUGUGUGUGUUGUGUCUAUGUAUGUUAGUGUGUCGAUCUUAGAGUGUAAGUAUGUACAGUACAGUCGUGGUCAAAAGUUUUGAGAAUGACACAAAUACUAAUUUUCACAAAGUCUGCUGCCUCAGUUUUUAUGAUGGCAAUUUGCAUAUACUCCAGAAUGUCAUGAAGAGAGAUCAGAUGAAUUGCAAUUAAUUGCAAAGUCCCUCUUUGCCAUGAAAAUGAACUUAACCCCAAAAAAUGUCCACUGUAUUUCAGCCCUGCCACAAAAGGACCAGCUGACAUCAUGUCAGUGAUUCUCUCAUUAACACAGGUGAGAGUGUUGACGAGGACAAGGCUGGAGAUCACUCUGUCAUGCUGAUUGAGUUAGAAUAACAGACUGGAAGCUUUAAAAAGAGGGUGGUGUUUGAAAUAAUUGUUCUUCCUCUUAACCAUGGUUACCUGCAAGGAAACACAUGCCGUCAUCAUUGCUUUGCACAAAAAGGCCUUCACAGGCAAGGAUAUUGCUGCUAGUAAGAUUGCACCUAAAUCAACCAUUUAUCGGAUCAUCAAGAACUUCAAGGGGAGAGGUUCAAUUGUUGUGAAGAAGGCGUCAGGGCGCCCAAGAAAUCCAGCAAGCGCCAGGACCGUCUCCUAAAGUUGAUUCAGCUGCAGGAUCGGGGCACCACCAGUGCAGAGCUUGCUCAGGAAUGGCAGCAGGCAGGUGUGAGUGCAUCUGCACGCACAGUGAGGCGAAUACUUUUGGAGGAUGGCCUGGUGUCAAGAAGGGCAGCAAAGAAGCCACUUCCCUCCAGGAAAAACAUCAGGGACAGACUGAUAUUCUGCAAAAGGUACAGGGAUUGGACUGCUGAGGACUGGGGUAAAGUCAUUUUCUCUGAUGAAUCCCCUUUCCGAUUGUUUGGGGCAUCCGGAAAACACCUUGUCCUGAGACAAGGUGAGCGCUACCAUCAGUCCUGUGUCAUGCCAACAGUAAAGCAUCCUGAGACCAUUCAUGUGUGGGUUUGCUUCUCAGCCAAGGGAGUGGGCUCACUCACAAUUUUGCCUAAGAACACAGCCAUGAAUAAAGAAUGGUACCAACACAUCCUCCGAGAGAAACUUCUCCCAACCAUCCAAGAACAGUUUGGUGACGACCAAUGCCUUUUCCAGCAUGAUGGAGCACCUUGCCAUAUGGCAAAAGUGAUAACUAAGUGGCUCGGGGAACAAAACAUCAAAAUGUUGGGUCCAUGGACAGGAAACUCCCCAGACCUUAAUCCCAUUGAGAAUUUGUGGUCGAUCCUCAAGAGGCGGGUGGGCAAACAAAACCCCCCAAAUUCUGACAAACUCCAAGCAUUGAUUAUGCAAGAAUGGGCUGCCAUUCGUCAGGAUGUGGCCCAGAAGUUAAUUGACAGCAUCCCAGGCGGAUUGCAGAGGUCUUGAAAAAGAAGGGUCAACACUGCAAAUAUUGACUCUUUGCAUAAACGUAAUGUAAUUGUCAAUAAAAGCCUUUGACACUUAUGGAAUGCUUGUAAUUAUACUUCAGUAUACCAUAGUAACAUCUGACAAAAAUAUCUCAUAAUACUGAAGCAGCGAACUUUGUGAAGACCAAUACUUGUGUCAUUCUCAAAACUUUUGACCAGGACUGUAUAGCCUACCUAACCUAAGGCAUAUAUUGCCUGGUUGCCCUAUCUGUCAGCAAAUUUCAUAUGAUAAAAUAGACCUAUGUAAUCCCGGGUAGCCCUAUAUAGCAGCAACACUAUUUCAGAAAUAAGCAAUGGACCCUGAAUCUUCCCAUAUUUUGUCUUGUCUGUGUGUGGCCAACAUUACUUGUGUGUAGCCUAACCUAGUAUUACUUUUAUGUAAUCGGUUUCAGUGCUCCAGUGAGGAUGGAUGUGGAUGGCCAGCCUGCUCCAGAG
This is a messenger RNA of Coregonus sp. 'balchen', 2819 nucleotides long. The record is from the annotation of a GenBank genome assembly. NCBI's taxonomy places the organism in Eukaryota, Metazoa, Chordata, Actinopteri, Salmoniformes, Salmonidae.